Messenger RNA from Choloepus didactylus (southern two-toed sloth), 3028 nucleotides. RefSeq names its product Jrk helix-turn-helix protein (gene JRK). Gene Ontology annotation, molecular function: DNA binding. Bases 64 to 1761 code for a protein of 565 amino acids. Gene Ontology annotation, cellular component: nucleus. Lineage: Eukaryota; Metazoa; Chordata; Mammalia; Pilosa; Megalonychidae. The record is from RefSeq and is a predicted model, not a curated record. The transcript has a single exon.
GUGAGGAAGGGGACGAGAGCAGAGGGGAGGCCCGCCCAGCCUGGGCGGCACGCGCCACGCCCCAUGGCCGCCAAGCAACCUGCUGGGAAGGGCAGGGGGGAGAAGCGGAAGAGGGUGGUGCUGACCCUGAAGGAGAAGAUCGACAUCUGCACGCGGCUGGAGAAAGGGGAGAGCAGGAAGGUGCUGAUGCAGGAGUACAACGUCGGCAUGUCCACCCUGUACGACAUCAAGGCCCACAAGGCACAGCUGCUCCGGUUCUUUGCCAGCUCCGACUCCAACAAGGCUCUGGAGCACCGGCGCACCCUGCACACGCCCAAGCUCGAGCACCUCGACCGCGUCCUGUACGAGUGGUUCCUGGCGCAGCGCUCUGAGGGCGUGCCCGUCUCAGGCCCCAUGCUCAUCGAGAAGGCGAAAGACUUCUACGAGCAGAUGCGGCUGACCGAGCCCUGUGUGUUCUCCGGGGGGUGGCUGUGGCGCUUCAAGGCAAGGCACGGCAUCAAGAAGUUGGACGCAUCCGGCGAGAAGCCAGCGGCCGACCACCAAGCUGCGGAGCAGUUCUGUGACUUCUUUAGAAGCCUGAUAGCCGAGCACAGCCUGUCUCCUGAGCAGUUCUACAACGCUGACGAGACGGGCCUCUUCUGGCGGUGCCUGCCGCAGCCCAGCCCAGCCGGCGAGCCCGUGCCUGGCCUCAGGCACAGCAAGGACAGGCUGACCGUGCUGGUGUGUGCGAACGCCGCGGGCUCUCACAAGCUCACGCCCCUGGUGGUUGGGAAAUGCGGAGGUCCCAGGGCCUUCAAAGGCGUGCAGCACUUGCCCGUUGUCUACAAGGUGCAAGGGAACGCCUGGAUGGACAAGGGGAUCUUUUCUGAUUGGUUUCAUCACAUCUUUGUCCCCUCAGUGAAGGAGCAUUUCAGAGCUGUGGGCCUUCCCGAGGACAGCAAAGCCAUCCUGUUGCUGGACAACUCGCGAGCUCACCCGCAGGAGUCUGAGUUGGUUUCCGAUAACAUCUUCACCAUCUUUCUGCCUGCAAGUGUCACCUCGUUGAUUCAGCCCAUGGACCAGGGCAUCCGGAAGGACUUUAUGAGGAAUUUCGUCAACCCCCCAGUCACCUGGCAGGACUUCCAGGCCCGGUACAGCAUCAGCGACGCCAUCUUCAACGUGGCCUGUGCCUGGAACGCUGUUGCCAGUGGAGUCUUGCGGCGGGCGUGGAGGAAGUUGUGGCCUGCCAUCAUGUUCGCCGAGGGCUCUUCCUCCGAGGAGGAAGGGAAAGGGCGCGUGAGAACUGAGCCGCGGGGUGAGGCUUUCGCUCACAUCCUCGAGCUCGUGAAAGGCAGCAAACUUGGUUCCAGACCGGUCAAGGAGUGGGCGGAAGGCGGAAAGGAGGCUGGCGUGGUGCGUGGCGCAGCUGCCGUGGAAACGGUGGCGGCCGUUUGGAGCACGGAGGAGGUGGCAGCAGCUGGCAGGGACCGUGGUGGGGCGGGUGCUGGCGAGGGUGCCGAGGCCGCCUGGGAGAAGGCCGCUGCCUCCUUCGACUCGCUCAUGCACUUUGCAGAGAGGCAGCCUUGCUUCAGCACGCAGGAGCUGGGGCAGCUGCGCGCGCUCCACGCGGUCUUUGUGCGGCAGAGGCUGACGAGGAGGAAGCACGUGGCUCUCCGGGCCAUCGUAAAAAUUGAAGAGCCCCAGGAGUGCCCUGGGGUGUGCCCAGCCUCCGCGCAGUUCCCCAUGCCACCCACGUCUGCCGUGGCGUGCAGCGACGACUGAUGCUUGCUUGGGGCCUCCAUGGAGCAGGUGGGGGCACACGGCCCGGACUGCGGCCCCGAGGCAGAGGACACACACCCUGCCCUGUGGAGGCCUUCCGGGGGCACUGGCGCGCGAGCGGGCGGCACUCAGUCCCUAGGAGGGCCCGUCUCCCACCUGUUUCUGCAAUUGAAGUUUCACUGUAUUACCUGUUACCAUGUGGGAGUGUGAAGGAAUGUUCUGGAAGAGUCCACCCCAACCUGAAAUGUACCAUACAGAUCCUCAGCCUAGCUGGAGCCCAGGCCUGGACAGGGCUUCUUAAGGGUGCUUGUGUUAAGAGUCGGGGUGUCUUUCUGUCAGGGAAAAACCUGGCUGUCAGGCUGACAGACAGCAGAGCCCACUACCACUACUCGUGGCCUCCCGUGUUCUCUGGCCCCCCUCCCAUCCCGCACCAGGUGGGGUCUGUGUCACGUAGAUCCCAGGCAGGUGCCAAGGGUGGGGACCCCCUUGGUGCUCUGCCCGAGUUGGAGGGGUCCCCUGCUUGUUGGAUGGGCAGCAGAUCCGGCCCCGCUUUUGUGGGUCACCUGUCGUCUGCCCUGGCAGCACCAUCUGGGAAGUUGGUCCACAUCGCUGCAGCUUCCACCCCUCAGCCUGGCCCCGGGAUGCGGUUAGGUCCUGCUGACAUGGACCUGCUCCCGUGAGGAAAGUGGGAGCGUGCGGCCGGUCCUGCCCGCUGUCCCUGCCGGAGGCCACAGCCUCAGCACUCAUCGUCAGUAGACCUUAGGAUUCCACACCAGACACUGGAAAGCAGUCAGACAAGCUGGUUAGGUUUCUAGAAGUUUGAACUCCUGUUCUCUGCUGCUUACACAUUCACACUCGGGAAGAGCAGCGGCACGCGCUGGGGUGUGCCAGGCCCCGUGAAGGAGCACACGGUGGCUUUCCUGUGUGGCCAGCCCGCAGCGCCUCAGUCGGAACCUCAGCUGCCCAAGGCUCGUGACCCUUCCGGCCUUUGUUGGCUGUGACGUGCCCUUUUUGAUCGUGAUGAGAUAAGCGUAUUUUUCUAUGUUCUUUCUGUUCCUUCCUGGACUCACCUCUUGGCACCUGUUCAGCUCGUGGUUUCCGUUCCAGCGUUUCCUGUCUUCCCCACAGGAGCCUUGUGUUCCUGGGAGGGCUCAGAGGACUCGGGAUGUUCGGUCUGCAGUCAUUUAUAUUGUGUUUUUACAUCUUUCCAAAGAUCGAGGAGAUGAUUGUUGCCAAAAUAUAACAUGUGAAAGUGUGUUUCAUGCAUAAA